This is a messenger RNA of Zea mays, 9040 nucleotides long. Its product is annotated as photosystem I P700 chlorophyll a apoprotein A1. NCBI's taxonomy places the organism in Eukaryota, Viridiplantae, Streptophyta, Magnoliopsida, Poales, Poaceae. Gene Ontology annotation, biological process: photosynthesis. Gene Ontology annotation, molecular function: metal ion binding. Gene Ontology annotation, cellular component: chloroplast thylakoid membrane; thylakoid. The record is from RefSeq and is a predicted model, not a curated record. The transcript has a single exon. The coding region runs from base 4334 to 6199 and encodes 621 amino acids.
UCCAGAUGUUGAUGAAAUUCCAUUUUUUGUGUUACUCCAUUUUUUGUGUUACUUUAGUAGAUUUUACUCUGUUUAUCCUUUAGUUUAAUUCUGUUUGAAUUUCGCUGUAUUCUGUAAUGUAAAUAGAACGAAAUUUAUUGUGUAAAAUGAAAUUUCAAUAAAAUAAAAAAGGAGUCUUCAUGUCCCGUUAUCGAGGGCCUCGUUUAAAAAAAAUACGCCGUCUGGGAGCUUUACCAGGACUCACUAGAAAAACGCCUAAAUCCGGAAGUAAUCAGAAAAAGAAAUUCCAUUCUGGGAAAAAAGAGCAAUAUCGUAUUCGUCUUCAAGAAAAACAGAAAUUGCGUUUUCAUUAUGGUCUGACAGAACGACAAUUACUUAGAUAUGUACAUAUCGCUGGAAAAGCAAAAAGAUCCACAGGUCAGGUUUUACUACAAUUACUUGAAAUGCGUUUGGAUAAUAUCCUUUUUCGAUUGGGUAUGGCUUCAACCAUUCCUGGGGCCCGACAAUUAGUUAACCAUAGACAUAUUUUAGUUAAUGGUCGUAUAGUUGAUAUACCAAGCUUUCGUUGCAAACCCCGAGAUAUUAUUACUACGAAGGAUAACCAACGAUCAAAACGUUUGGUUCAAAAUUAUAUUGCUUCAUCCGAUCCGGGCAAAUUACCAAAGCAUUUGACGGUUGACACAUUGCAAUAUAAAGGACUAGUAAAAAAAAUUCUAGAUAGGAAGUGGGUCGGUCUCAAAAUAAAUGAGUUGUUAGUUGUAGAAUAUUAUUCUCGCCAGACUUGAACUUAACGAAAAAAGGAAAGGUUCAUAGAAUUUUUUUCCCCUUCCCCUUUCCCCGAACUAAAUCGACCUAAGGCUCUUAAUUCGUAUUUUCCCGUUCACCUAGCAGAAAUAGAUUAACCCUAGGAUACUUUUUUCUUUUUUGUUAUUUCCUCGAUGUGUAUUUUACAUACCACAGUAAUUUGCUAUAGAGAAUUUCUAUUAAUUAAAGGUAUUAUUGUUGGAAUAAAUUGUUAUUUAAUUUGAUACAUUGUGAUCGCUAACAUUGAUGAAUUAAGAGAAACGGAAAGAGAGGGAUUCGAACCCUCGGUAAACAAAAGUCUACAUAGCAGUUCCAAUGCUACGCCUUGAACCGCUCGGCCAUCUCUCCUACAUAAUCUUAUUAUGGAAAAUAAACUGAGUGAAUAGCGAGUUUUCGUAUUCCUGCAGUACAGGUACAGCCACAACGGCUCGGGAAUUCCAUGGCUCUAUUGGAUUGGAUGGAAAAAUUCCUUUUCAUCUAAGUGGAAGGAUCCUGUAUUUUUUUACUAGGAAUUCUGCUCCCUCGAAAAGUUUUUCUUUGGGGAAAACCAAAAUAAAAAGAGAAUGGAAGAAUUCUUCUUAUUCCAUAAGAAAAUAAAGGAACCCUAGAAUUCCAUUUGCAUAAGGUACAUUACGCCAUACAAUCUAAAUAUAAAAGGGGUAUGGGGCAAUUAAUGACUUUGAAAACGCGAAAUAGCUGAUGAGGGAAGUUGUUGUUGAGAAAUAGGAAAGUGGAAUGAAAUCCAGUCUUAGUCAAAUAUUUCAUAUCUCUUCUCUUCUUGUCCAAACAGAAGGAAAAGGAGACAAUUUGAGCUGAGCGGAAAAUCCAUAUCUCUCUUAUCCAUUUAGAGCAUAUGGAUCGAUUUAUAAGAAUCGAAUGUUUUGUUUUUAUGUUAUUUUGUGAUAGAAUGAAAAGAAUUCUAUAUAGAAUGGGUUGGGAAUUAUGCCUAGAUCCCGUAUAAAUGGAAAUUUCAUUGAUAAGACCUCCUCGAUUGUAGCCAAUAUUUUAUUGCAAAUAAUUCCGACAACCUCCGGGGAAAAAAGGGCAUUUACUUAUUAUAGAGAUGGUGCGAUUUGACUCUUUUUUUUUUUAGCCCUACCUAUAUCUCAUUCUUACGAGAAAGAGAGAGGGUUCGCAUAGAGAGAACAAAAUUAGUAAAGGAAACCCGCGCUUGGGGAAGGUGAGGUGAACUAACAAUUCCUUCUGUCGUGUAUCCUCGAUUGAUGUGGCCUCAGAUGCUUCAAUUGUAGAUUUGAGUAUUGAGCGAAAGGUUACACCUACAGGAUAGGUUCUGUAUUACAGGGCAAUCCGACUCUACUAGUACCAAUAGGCAGCAUAGGGGAGAAAAGCACUACACCACGAAAUAGGAAUCAACAAGAGAAAAACUUUGUUAGAAAUUAGCCCUUUCCUGAUUGGUAUCAGGGUUGGGAAGAAUGGUUGGGAUAACAAACAACCAUCAGGUUUGUACUUUGGAUACCCUUAUAACCAUCAAAGGUCGUUGAAGUGGCUAAUUCCUCUAAAUAGGAGGCGUUGAGAACAAAGAAAUUCUUGGAGCUAUCGUUUUCCUCUAGCAUUAAUAUAAUUCAUUGGUGUUAAGAAAAACCUCUUGGGGGAAGGUUGGCUAGAGAUUUCUUGGAAAAAUACCAGCCCCCUUCGGUCCAUAAUGAGAUGGGACUAAUUCGAUUUUUAUUCUAUAGAUUUUUCGCUUAGUACUAUGUAUAGAAGGGAGAAGCCGUAUGAGAUGAAAACCUCAUGUACGGUUUUGGAACGGAGAUUUUUUGAAUAGAAUGAACGACCGUAACGGAUGUUGGCUCAAUCCGAAGGAAAUUAUGCGGAAGCUUUGCAGAAUUAUUAUGAAGCUACGCGACUAGAAAUUGAUCCCUAUGAUCGAAGUUAUAUACUAUAUAACAUAGGCCUUAUACACACAAGCAAUGGAGAGCAUACAAAGGCUUUGGAAUAUUAUUUCCGGGCGCUAGAACGAAACCCCUUCUUACCGCAAGCUUUUAAUAAUAUGGCCGUGAUCUGUCAUUACGUGCGACUAUCUCCACUAUAGAAAGAAGAAAAAAAAGAAAGGAGGAAAUUUUCUAGUGAAUACUAGAAAAGAGGGCUUUCUACAUAGGGAUCGUCAAAACAACGAUUUUACCCUAUCAGCUGUAGGAAGGAAGGACACUUCACGAGAAUCAAAAUAGGAAGAAAGUAGAGCCUAUACUACUAUUCUAUGGAUAAAGCUGAAAUUGAUAGAGAAAACACCGUAAAGAUCAAUUAGUGAGCGACUGGGUCGAUACAACUAAAAAAAACUGCUUCAUUAUACCACGAUAUGGGACAAAAUUUAGGAAUCCGCUUAUGUAAUAAAGCCGAUCCACUAAGGGAUUAAGCAGCGGUGUAGUAUCAGAUCCCAAAGAUAGUAAGUUCUUUUUUCUUUCUUAUGGAAAAAGGUCUUUUUCCAGGAUUCUAUAGAAAUUUCAUAUAUGAAAGAAACGAAACCGAGAUAGUUACCUUUCAGAAAAUUCGAACGAAGGAUAUAGGUCUAUCUAUGCUUCAUUCUUCUGAAGGUGGGAGAAAAGAUCAAACUGAUUAUUGAUCAAAAUUAGGGUUUGAAACUUAGGUAAUUAACUUCUUCUGCUUAACCCAAGAAGAAAUUGGAUUGAUUUUUGAGAAAUCGAAUUCAGUUAAGAUAGGGGAAAUUAAGAUAGCAAUUUCUGAGCCGUAUGAGGUAGGAAACUCUCAAGUACGGUUCUAGGGAAAGGAACUGCCUAUUCCAACCGAGGAGAACAGGCCAUUCUACAGGGCGAUUCGGAAAUUGCGGAAGCUUGGUUUGAUCAAGCUGCUGAGUAUUGGAAACAAGCUAUAGCGCUUACUCCAGGAAAUUAUAUUGAAGCACAGAACUGGUUAAAGAUUACGAAGCGCUUUGAAUUUGAAUAAGACCACUCUCCAUUUUCAUAAAAAGGGUGGUUUGGUUGAAAAUCAAAUCAAGAAUUUCAUUAUAUCCCUUUCUUCUACCUUCAAUUUUAUAUCAUAUUUCAUAAGGAUAAACAAUAGGGAUAGGCUCUGGAACAGAAGUAAUAAAGUACAUAAAAAUCGGCAAUCUAAAUAUUCCUACCUAAUAUAUCAGGACGGUCUUAUUAAUAAUUCUAAUGAGUUAUCUUGGAAUUUUGAAUCGAAUCAAAAAAUCUAUAUUAUGCUCACUCAAGGAAAGUAGAUGUAGAUAGGGGCUUAUACCCUCAGAAAAAAAAUACACCAGCUUCUUAAAUUAAAACGUAAAAAAAGAUUUUUUUGUUAUGUCGGGAAAUAAUUUUCCAGAAUAACCAAUGUCCGUUAGGCACCUAAUCCUUAUGUCAUAAUAGAUCCGAACACUUGCCUCGGAUUGACUUCAAUAUAUAAUUGCUCCAGUGAAUAACUAAAAAAAAAAAAUAGAAGGACGGUAGAUAGUAAAGAAAAGGACUAAUCAUAAUAUCUAUCUUUAAAAGAUUCAAUAAAAAGACAGUUGGCGGGUCUCUUUGUAUGUCUUGUCCGGAAAGAGGAGGACUUAAUGAUUAUUCGUUCGUCGGAACCAGAAGUUAAAAUUGCUGUGGAUAGGGAUCCUAUAAAAACAUCUUUUGAGGAAUGGGCCAGACCCGGGCAUUUCUCAAGAACAAUAGCUAAGGGCCCCGAUACUACCACUUGGAUCUGGAACCUACAUGCUGAUGCUCACGAUUUCGAUAGUCAUACCGGUGAUUUGGAGGAGAUCUCCCGAAAAGUCUUUAGUGCUCAUUUCGGCCAACUCUCCAUUAUCUUUCUUUGGUUGAGUGGCAUGUACUUCCACGGUGCCCGUUUUUCCAAUUAUGAAGCAUGGCUAAGCGAUCCUACUCACAUUGGACCCAGUGCUCAGGUAGUUUGGCCAAUAGUAGGACAAGAAAUUUUGAAUGGUGAUGUAGGCGGGGGUUUCCGAGGAAUCCAAAUAACCUCUGGUUUUUUUCAGAUUUGGCGAGCAUCCGGAAUAACUAGUGAAUUACAACUCUAUUGUACCGCAAUUGGUGCAUUGAUUUUUGCAUCGUUAAUGCUUUUUGCCGGUUGGUUCCAUUAUCACAAAGCCGCUCCCAAAUUGGCCUGGUUCCAAGAUGUAGAAUCCAUGUUGAAUCACCACUUAGCGGGAUUAUUAGGACUUGGGUCUCUUUCUUGGGCGGGACACCAAAUCCAUGUAUCUUUACCGAUUAACCAAUUUCUCGACGCUGGGGUUGAUCCUAAAGAGAUACCACUUCCUCAUGAAUUUAUCUUGAAUCGCGACCUUUUGGCUCAACUUUAUCCUAGUUUUGCCGAAGGAGCAACCCCUUUUUUCACCUUGAAUUGGUCCAAAUAUGCGGAAUUUCUUAGUUUUCGCGGAGGACUAGAUCCAAUAACCGGUGGUCUAUGGUUGAGCGAUAUUGCACACCAUCAUUUAGCUAUUGCUAUUCUUUUCCUGAUCGCUGGUCAUAUGUAUAGGACCAAUUGGGGUAUUGGUCAUGGACUUAAAGAUAUUUUGGAGGCUCAUAAGGGCCCAUUUACAGGACAAGGCCAUAAAGGUCUCUAUGAAAUCCUAACAACGUCAUGGCAUGCUCAAUUAUCUCUUAACCUAGCUAUGCUAGGCUCUACAACUAUUGUUGUAGCUCAUCAUAUGUACUCUAUGCCCCCCUAUCCAUACCUAGCUACUGACUACGGUACACAACUUUCCUUGUUCACACACCACAUGUGGAUUGGCGGAUUUCUAAUAGUUGGUGCUGCUGCACAUGCAGCCAUUUUUAUGGUAAGAGACUAUGAUCCAACUACUCGAUACAACGAUCUAUUAGAUCGCGUCCUUAGACACCGCGAUGCAAUCAUAUCCCACCUUAACUGGGUAUGUAUAUUUCUGGGUUUUCACAGUUUUGGCUUGUACAUUCAUAAUGAUACCAUGAGUGCUUUAGGCCGUCCCCAAGAUAUGUUUUCGGAUACCGCCAUACAAUUACAACCCAUCUUUGCUCAAUGGAUACAAAAUAUCCAUGCUGGCGCGCCUGGCGUAACAGCUCCUGGUGCAACAACAAGUACCAGCUUAACGUGGGGAGGCGGCGAGUUAGUAGCUAUAGGCGGCAAAGUAGCUUUGUUACCUAUUCCAUUAGGAACCGCAGAUUUUUUAGUCCAUCACAUUCACGCAUUUACCAUCCAUGUGACUGUAUUAAUACUUUUGAAAGGUGUUUUAUUUGCUCGCAGUUCCCGUCUGAUACCUGAUAAAGCAAAUCUUGGCUUUCGCUUCCCUUGCGACCGGACCUGGGCGAGGGGGAACAUGUCAAGUAUCCGCCUGGGAUCAUGUUUUCUUAGGUCUAUUCUGGAUGUACAAUUCUAUUUCGGUAGUCAUUUUCCAUUUCAGUUGGAAAAUGCAGUCGGAUGUUUGGGGUACUAUAAGUGAUCAAGGGAUAGUAACUCAUAUCACAGGGGGAAACUUUGCGCAGAGUUCCAUUACGAUUAAUGGUUGGCUUCGAGAUUUCUUGUGGGCACAGGCAUCCCAAGUAAUUCAGUCUUAUGGUUCUUCAUUAUCUGCAUAUGGUCUUUUUUUCUUAGGCGCUCAUUUUGUCUGGGCUUUCAGUUUAAUGUUUUUAUUCAGCGGCCGUGGUUAUUGGCAAGAACUCAUUGAAUCUAUCGUUUGGGCUCAUAACAAAUUAAAAGUUGCUCCUGCUACUCAGCCUAGAGCCUUGAGCAUUAUACAAGGACGUGCUGUAGGAGUAACCCAUUACCUUCUGGGUGGAAUUGCCACAACAUGGGCAUUCUUCUUAGCGAGAAUUAUUGCAGUAGGAUAGUGGCUAGGAGGAUUUGAAAGGCAUUAUGGAAUUAAGAUUUCCCAGGUUUAGCCAAGGCUUAGCUCAGGACCCCACUACUCGUCGUAUUUGGUUUGGUAUUGCUACCGCACAUGAUUUCGAAAGUCAUGAUGAUAUUACUGAGGAACGUCUUUAUCAGAACAUUUUUGCUUCUCACUUUGGGCAGUUAGCAAUAAUCUUUCUAUGGACGUCCGGAAAUCUGUUUCAUGUAGCUUGGCAAGGAAAUUUUGAAUCAUGGAUACAGGAUCCUUUACACGUAAGACCUAUUGCUCAUGCCAUUUGGGAUCCUCAUUUUGGGCAACCCGCUGUGGAAGCCUUUACUCGAGGAGGUGCUGCCGGUCCAGUGAAUAUCGCUUAUUCUGGGGUUUAUCAGUGGUGGUAUACAAUUGGAUUGCGCACCAAUGAAGAUCUUUAUACUGGAGCUCUUUUUCUAUUAUUUCUUUCUACGCUAUCCUUAAUAGGGGGUUGGUUACAUCUACAACCCAAAUGGAAGCCAAGCCUUUCGUGGUUCAAAAACGCCGAAUCUCGUCUGAAUCAUCAUUUGUCAGGACUUUUCGGAGUAAGUUCUUUGGCUUGGACAGGACAUUUAGUUCAUGUUGCUAUUCCCGGAUCCAGGGGGGAGUACGUUCGAUGGAAUAAUUUCUUAGAUGUAUUACCCUAUCCCCAGGGGUUGGGUCCCCUUCUGACGGGUCAGUGGAAUCUUUAUGCCCAAAAUCCUGAUUCGAGUAAUCAUUUAUUUGGUACCACUCAAGGAGCGGGAACUGCCAUUCUGACCCUUCUUGGGGGAUUCCAUCCACAAACACAAAGUUUGUGGCUGACCGAUAUUGCUCAUCAUCAUUUAGCUAUUGCAUUUAUUUUUCUCAUUGCCGGUCAUAUGUAUCGAACUAACUUCGGAAUUGGGCACAGUAUCAAAGAUCUUUUAGAAGCACAUACUCCUCCGGGGGGUCGAUUAGGACGUGGGCAUAAAGGCCUUUAUGAUACAAUCAAUAAUUCGAUUCAUUUUCAAUUAGGCCUUGCUCUAGCUUCCUUAGGGGUUAUUACUUCCUUAGUAGCUCAACAUAUGUACUCUUUACCUGCUUAUGCAUUCAUAGCACAAGACUUUACUACUCAAGCUGCUUUAUAUACUCAUCACCAAUACAUUGCAGGGUUCAUCAUGACAGGGGCUUUUGCUCAUGGAGCUAUUUUUUUCAUUAGGGAUUACAAUCCGGAACAGAAUGAAGAUAAUGUAUUGGCAAGAAUGUUAGACCAUAAGGAAGCUAUCAUAUCUCAUUUAAGUUGGGCUAGCCUCUUCCUAGGAUUCCAUACCUUGGGCCUUUAUGUUCAUAACGACGUUAUGCUUGCUUUUGGUACUCCAGAAAAGCAAAUCUUGAUUGAACCUAUAUUUGCCCAAUGGAUACAAUCUGCUCAUGGUAAGACGACAUAUGGGUUCGAUAUACUCUUAUCUUCAACGAAUGGCCCCGCUUUCAAUGCAGGUCGAAACAUAUGGUUGCCCGGAUGGUUGAAUGCUGUUAAUGAGAAUAGUAAUUCGCUUUUCUUAACAAUAGGACCUGGGGAUUUCUUGGUUCAUCAUGCUAUUGCUCUAGGUUUGCAUACAACUACAUUGAUUUUAGUAAAGGGUGCUUUAGAUGCACGCGGUUCCAAAUUAAUGCCGGAUAAAAAGGAUUUCGGGUAUAGUUUUCCUUGCGACGGCCCAGGGCGCGGCGGUACUUGUGAUAUUUCUGCUUGGGACGCGUUUUAUUUGGCAGUUUUCUGGAUGUUAAAUACCAUUGGAUGGGUUACUUUUUAUUGGCAUUGGAAACACAUUACAUUAUGGCAGGGCAACGUUUCACAAUUUAAUGAAUCCUCCACUUAUUUGAUGGGAUGGUUAAGAGAUUACCUAUGGUUAAACUCUUCACAACUUAUUAAUGGAUAUAAUCCUUUUGGGAUGAAUAGUUUAUCAGUAUGGGCUUGGAUGUUCUUAUUUGGACAUCUUGUUUGGGCUACAGGAUUUAUGUUCUUAAUUUCCUGGCGUGGAUAUUGGCAGGAAUUAAUUGAGACUUUAGCAUGGGCUCAUGAACGGACACCUUUGGCUAAUUUAAUUCGCUGGAGAGAUAAGCCCGUGGCUCUUUCCAUUGUGCAAGCAAGAUUGGUCGGAUUAGCCCACUUUUCCGUGGGUUAUAUAUUCACUUAUGCAGCUUUCUUGAUUGCCUCAACAUCAGGCAAGUUUGGUUAAUUUAGUUAUUUUUUUUUGUACUGUAUCAGAACCCAGUUCAUUACUCUUGAUGGAGAGGGAGGAUCCGCCUUUUUAGAUUUUUGCUAUUUAUUUUUCUAUCUAGGAUUAGAACCAUAUACUUGGUAAUAAUAGGAACGGCACAUUAUGGCAAAAAAAAGUUUGAUUCAGAGGGAGAAGAAGCGGCAGAAAUUAGAACAAAAAUAUCAUUUGAUUCGUCGAUCCU